ACACGCAACUUCCAUCUCGAUUUUUCAGGAAAGUAUUACUUGAAUUCCUUGUGUGCUAGUGCUACUUCAAUCAGGCACAAAGCAUUGGAUCGUUCCACAGGCUAAAAAAUAAAGCUAUGCGCUCCUGAUUUCGAAUGCGCGAAUGGAUGAGUAUUCGAGCUCCGGAUAAGCUUUUUGGCCUUCCCCAGAUGCAGGCGGCGGGUAGUGUGUGGAUCAUAUAAACCGCCUGUCCAGGAAGUGCCUGGCGCGUAUGGGAAGGUAGUAACGGGCGAGAAUUCUAUAAGAGGAAAGGCUAAACAGUAGAGGGUAGUGGAGCACAGCGCAAACCCUCGUUCCACAAAUAGCAACCAUCCGGUUUGGUUCACCAGUUAAAAAUAAGGCUCACUGCUCCUUCCUUUUUCCAUCCACUCCUCCUCCUUCUACCUUUUUUCCUUCUUCUUCCUCUUGGCGAGCUCAAUUAAGCAAGCCAGCGUUCUUCUUCUUCUUCUUCUUCUUCUCGAUAGGGAGAGGGAGAGAGGCGGUGUUGGGGGGAUGUGCGAGUUAGAUGAUUUCAGGGAGCUGUAGCAGGCCAGGGGGAUUGUGCAGGAGGGGAGCAAUGGGUCGCGGCAAGAUUGAGAUCAAGAGGAUCGAGAAUGCGACGACAAGGCAGGUUACCUUUUCCAAGCGCCGUGGGGGGCUCCUGAAAAAAGCGCGCGAGCUGGCGAUUCUGUGCGAUGCCGAGCUCUCGGUUAUCAUCUUCUCCAGCACCGGCAAAUUGUUCGAGUACGCGAGCUCCAGCAUGAAGGACAUCCUGGAGAGGUACAGCAAGUGCCCUGAGAGAAAUCCCAGCAGCCCGCUGGAUGUUGAUCUCGAUAACGACUACUGGAAUCAGGAAGUGGCAAGGCUCAAGCAGAAAAUCGAGCAACUGGAGAACACAAAAAGGCAUAUGAUGGGCGAGGAGCUCACUUCUCUGACAGUGAAGGAGCUCCAGGAGCUGGAGCGAAUGGCUGAGAACGGAUACAAUGAGAUCCGAGCGAGAAAGUUGACACUGAUGAACUUGCAGGAGUCGCUUCUCAUGGAAGAGCUCGAGGAGCUCCGGCGCAAGGAGCGUGAGCUGCAGGACGAGAACACUCAACUUCGCGAGCAGGUCGAGGCAGCGGAAGGGAUAGGAAGUCACACGCUACGUUCGUUUACAGUGCUAACCGAAGCUCGAAGCCCUUCGGAAACAAGGGAACCCACGACGAUCACACCGGGAGCUCAAGCUCAGGACAACUUGAGGGACGAGUCCGACACCUCUUUGCAACUCCGGUUAUACGUUGAUACGAAUGGAGAUGCCAGUCCCAGCUCCAAUGGACACAACAAAGGAGAGUAGAGCACUUGAAGCAAAGGACCCACCCCUGCAGCAUAUACUAAUACUAUAAGCUUUGCUGAUUUUGACUGAAAAAAUAACAAUACAGAAACAGAGAAUUAGCGUUU
This is a messenger RNA of Selaginella moellendorffii, 1455 nucleotides long. RefSeq names its product MADS-box transcription factor 23. The transcript is spliced from 9 exons. The record is from RefSeq and is a predicted model, not a curated record. Gene Ontology annotation, molecular function: protein dimerization activity; DNA-binding transcription factor activity, RNA polymerase II-specific; RNA polymerase II cis-regulatory region sequence-specific DNA binding. Gene Ontology annotation, biological process: positive regulation of transcription by RNA polymerase II. The coding region runs from base 545 to 1351 and encodes 268 amino acids. Gene Ontology annotation, cellular component: nucleus. Lineage: Eukaryota; Viridiplantae; Streptophyta; Lycopodiopsida; Selaginellales; Selaginellaceae.